CUCAUUCUCGUAUUUUCACCAGUAACAGAUUAUGGCCGCCGAGCAGAAGAGUGCGCUGAACAUUGUCAUGGGAGCAAUGACAUUUGGGGAGGCUGGAAAGGAAGGUGCCCGGGUACACGACCUCAAAGAUGUUGAGGCAAUAUUGGAUGUCUUCCAAAAGCAUGGACAUUAUGAGGUUGAUACCGCUCGCGCCUAUUGUGGUGGAACAAGCGAAGAGUAUCUCGGAAAGAUAAACUGGCAGAAACGUGGACUCAAGAUGGAUACGAAACUUUACCCAAACGUUUCAAACGUCAGACUUCAGCAUCACGGAAGAGAACUUAUCUCUCAUAAACCAGAAGAUCUACGAAAAUAUCUUCAAAUCCAACUCAAGGCACUGAACACAGAUAAGCUUGAAAUGUGGUAUCUCCAUGGACCAGACAGAACAACUCCAUAUGAAGUCACAAUGAAGGCUGUAGAUGAGCUGUACAGAGAAGGAUACUUUAAGCGCUUUGGAAUCAGUAACUAUACCUCUUGGGAAGUUGCCGAGAUUGUGACUCUAUGUAGAGAAAGGGGAUACAUACAACCUACAGCUUACCAGGGCUUGUACAACGCGAUCCAUCGUGGCGUCGAGCCUGAAUUGUUCCCCUGCAUGAGGAAGUUCGGGAUUAGCUUCUAUGAGUUCAACCCUCUUGGCGGAGGAUUCUUCACAGGACGUUAUACGAAACCAGAGGAUGAGGUCGAGCCAGGUGCGCGGUUUGAUCCAAAUAAAGGUCAAGGUCAAAACUACAGAAAAAGGUACUGGAACGAGCCACAUUUCAAAGCGCUCGAAAUCAUCAAGAACGCUUCUGAUAAGGCAGGCCUGACAAUAGCUGAAGUUGCGCUUCGCUGGGUAUCACACCAUAGUCUCAUGAAGAGGGAGCACGGAGAUGCGAUUUUGAUCGGAGCAUCGAGCCUUGAGCAUAUUGAACAGAACCUCAUUUAUCUUGAGAAGGGUCCUCUUCCUGACGAGGUGGUCAAGGCACUUGACGAAGCGUGGAUGCUCGUCAAACCGUACGCUUCAAAUUACUUCCACUAAUCGAUAUUCUCUAUUUUGCCGCAAUAAAAAGAAAGGAAGAAAGUAUGAGAUAGUAGAUAAAUAUGAGAAUUAUGAGCAUAUUUGCUCAAUUUAUGUAUUCUUUAAGUCAUUUGAAUGACCAACGAAAUAAAGC
This is a messenger RNA of Fomitiporia mediterranea MF3/22, 1187 nucleotides long. Its product is annotated as Aldo/keto reductase. The record is from RefSeq and is a predicted model, not a curated record. The transcript is spliced from 13 exons. The coding region runs from base 32 to 1054 and encodes 340 amino acids. NCBI's taxonomy places the organism in Eukaryota, Fungi, Basidiomycota, Agaricomycetes, Hymenochaetales, Hymenochaetaceae.